AGUCGGCAUUUUAGUUGCGACGUACAAUUCAUCCUUUUCACAGUUAUAAUAUUGCAUGGUUAAUUUGUGUACCUACGUAGUUCGAUCACUUUCUUCAAUCAGACUUUCAUUUCUAGAGUGCUAAAAACGAAGUUCUCUACUUAUUUAUCUAUACUUUUUAUCGAAAUAAAAUGUUUGAUAUUAGAGGUAUAAUCAUCUGUGUGCCUUUAUAUACUGCAGGGGUGCUGUUACUUGGUGCUUCUAUAACAGCUAGUUUGUUUGUGUUCCAUGUGGCUAUAGUGCCAUUUAUAUUUAAAUACUCGAAGACAUUCAGACGAGGCCUUAUAUUUGCUAAUUUUGUUCAGUGGCCUUUGCACGUAGAUUAUGAUGAGCCUUCAGCUAGUGGUAUUGAAGGAGGUCGAAACCUUACCUUACAGUACCAGUCAAAAGUUGAUAAAUGCACUGUGCAAAUUGGCGUAUGGCAUAUUCUACCCAAAUCAAUCUACGAAAAAUUUAAAGGAGAUUUCGAAGGCAACAUUGAUAAAGAAGAAUUAAAUAGAAAAUUAGAUGAAGAAAUGGCUUACUCAAAGAAACCUAUUAUGAUGUAUUGCCAUGGUAAUUCCAACUCACGUGCCACGUCACAUAGAAUACAACUUUAUAAAUUCUUCCAGCAAAUGGAUUUUCAUACAAUUGCAUUUGACUACAGAGGUUAUGGUGAUUCAACCAACCUGAAUCCAUCAGAAGAUGGUGUGGUGGAAGAUUCAUUAGUCGUGUACGAAUGGAUACAUAGUACAAUGGAAAAUUCCCAAAACAAACCGCCCAUAUAUGUCUGGGGACAUUCCUUAGGCACUGGCAUCUCUUCUCACUUGUUGGGUAACUUAGACGAGCUGUGUGGUAGAUUAUUGAAGAGGAGGGAUCCACUAUCACCACCUAAUGGACUCAUAUUAGAGGCACCAUUCAACAAUCUGGCUGAUGAAGUAGCUCAUCAUCCAUUAUCUAUUUUAGUAACAUGGCUGCCAUACUACGAAAAUACGUUCGUAGCACCGUUCCGUGCGUGCCCGCAACAUUCCUUCUGUUCGGACAAACAUCUGGCGCGCGCGUCACAACUACCCGUCCUCAUACUGCACGCGGAGGAUGACCUCAUAGUGCCUUACAUCGUAGGACAUAAGCUGUACCAAUCCAUAGUAGAAUCAAGACGCAAUGGCGGUGCCACCGUGAAAAUACAUAAAUAUCAGAGGAAAGAAAAUUUGGGCCACAAAUGGAUAUGCAACGCCAACAACUUGCAUCAAGUCAUUGGGGACUUCGUAAAGGAUCACUGUUGAAAUGUAAGUCAAUUGAUAUAAUAUAAAGCCCAGUAUUUUAGUCACAAACAAAUUAAUAUACUCAUUUUAUAAAAUACUUAAAUAUUUUAAAUUCAAUUUAAACUGUGAUUUCUACCGUCUCUACACGCUGACAUCUACAAAGAAAAACGCUGUAACCUCAACCUUUAAGCCUUGAGGCUCUAUUAGACAAUAAAUUUCAAUGUGUUACUUUUUACUUUUGUAAAUUUUUUAAUUAUGUGCGUUGGUUAUAAAGUUAAUUUUUUCUUGUAGUUGUCAUUUAUCUUAAUCUUUAUGUUUACCUAUAGAAAAAUUUAUUGGUUUGUUUUUUUUAUUCUGAAAAUUGUUGUGAUUUAUUUAUAAUUCAGUAUUCAAUAGGUACUUAAGGUAAAUAUUUUUUUCAAUUUCAUUCCAUUUAUAUGUACAAAAUAUUUGUAAUAGGCGAUAUUAUUAUUGAAUAUAUUUAUUUUUAGUUUUAGACAAGAUUUGUAUUGUUUUUUAUUCGGCAUUUUGUGAUAAAAUACGUGUUGUAUAGAUUUUUUUAACAAUAUAUAAUGUAAGCAUGGCCGCACUUCUCGCUACACACCACAAGCGUAAGCAGACUUCUUAGUAAGGAAGGUCUAUACGAAGCGCGGUUGGGACAAAGCCCAAGAUGUAUAGUCUGACGUGCAACCGUGUAUACUUUUUUAUUAAAUUAUCAAUACCAUUUAUAGUUUACAUAAGUAAGUUUACUUGCAUCAUGUAAGGCUCGUAAAACAUGCAAAAAAAUAUGUACAUUAGAUUAACAUUACUUAGAUAACUAAAUGACAAAAAAUUACAAUUUCUGCUAAUUACUUCAAUAACAUGUAUAAAUUAAUUUGAUUCAAAUUUCAUACAUUUUGGCAACUGAUUAUUGUUCUAUUCUAAGAUUUUUUUUUUAAAUUCUUAUUUAAUGUUUAAGAUUAACUUACCAAUUAAAAAAAUAAUAAUAUUCCAUAUGGAUUGUGAUGAAUUUUAAUUAAAUAGAAAAUGUCAAUAUUAAGGUGUUUUCUAAAAUAUGCAUUGUAUUGUGCACAGUAAGGUUUAAAUUUCAGAUACACUUUUUAUUUAAUGAUUAUAGCAAGAACAAAAAAGAAUUUACACAAAUCCAUGUUUUGGAAAUGUGUAUUAUUAUAAUGAAGUUAGCUAAUUGUAUUUAUUUUCGUGCUUUAAGCUGAAUACAAGAUAUUUUUUAU
Diatraea saccharalis (sugarcane borer) is the source of this 2512-nucleotide messenger RNA. NCBI's taxonomy places the organism in Eukaryota, Metazoa, Arthropoda, Insecta, Lepidoptera, Crambidae. The record is from the annotation of a GenBank genome assembly.